This is a messenger RNA of Cordyceps fumosorosea ARSEF 2679, 1524 nucleotides long. RefSeq names its product cytochrome P450. NCBI's taxonomy places the organism in Eukaryota, Fungi, Ascomycota, Sordariomycetes, Hypocreales, Cordycipitaceae. The record is from RefSeq and is a predicted model, not a curated record. Gene Ontology annotation, molecular function: oxidoreductase activity, acting on paired donors, with incorporation or reduction of molecular oxygen; heme binding; monooxygenase activity. Bases 1 to 1524 code for a protein of 507 amino acids. The transcript is spliced from 2 exons.
AUGGCUGUUGUGGCUCUCGUCUUCGUGGCCAGCGCCUUGGUGUAUUACACCUUCCGCGCCGCCGUCAAUUUUUACAGUCGAAAGGCAAAAUGCAAGCCCGGCUUCGCUAACGAUGGGUUAUCCGUGUACCCUCACAUAGACCCCUUUUGGGGACUGGAUCUAUCUCUAGCCAUGUGGCGAGACUAUACCCGCGGUCGUCUUGCUGAGGGCAUGCGUUUGCGACAUGCACGCUGCGGUGCGACGUUCAAGGCGCGCGAGCUCUUUGGCGCCGAGUGCAUAUACACCGUCGAUCCCGAAAAUAUCCGGGAUGUGACGACGAUCCAGUUUGCGCGCUUCCAAAAGUCGGCGUGGGUUGACGAGGCGUCCAAGCACAUCGGCCACGGCGUACUGAUGAACGAGGGCGCGGCGUGGCGGCGCUCCCGCGCGCUACUCAAACCCGUCUUUGCCAAGACGACACUGGACGAGCUGGCCCUCGUCGAGCCUCACGUGAAGAACAUGAUUGCGGCAGCGCGGGCGCAGCAGGGUAAGACGCUUGACUUUUUGGAUCUGGCGACGCGGUUCUCCCUCGACGUCGUGACCGAGUUCCUCUUUGACGGCUCCGUGAAGAGCUUGUCCGGCGCGGGGGACAAGGCGGACGGUAGCGACUUCCUGGCCAUGGUCAAGGCAUUUGAGCCGGCCUGCGGGCUCUUCAUCGCCGUCGGCGGGCUGGCCUGGUUCAAGCUCGCCUUCUCGUACCGGAAGCUGCUCGCCGUGGUCGGCGGCAUGAAGGCCUUCUUCAAGCGGCGUCUGGACCUUCUCCGAAAGAAGCAACGAUAUGCACACCGCGAUGACGUCGGGUCUCGCAAGAGCAGCACAUCACUCUUCCGCAUGCUGGAACAGGAGGGCCUCUCGGUCGACGACAUGCAGGCGGAGCUGCAAAACAUCUUCUUCGCCAGCUUCGACACGACAACGUCGCUGCUUGCCAACCUCGUACACGUCAUUGCCGGCCGGCCUGACGUUCAGCAGAAGUUGCGGGACGAGAUUGCGCCACUCCGGGGCACCCCGCCCACGAAGCAAGACAUCUCCGCCAUGUCGUAUCUUCGCUGUGUCUUAUACGAAGGACUCCGUCUCUACACGCCCGUCGCGUCGCACUCACGACAAGCCGCCGUCGACACCACGCUGCCCCGUGGCGGAGGCCCAGACGGGCGCUCCUCCGUGGCCGUGCGUGCGGGCACGUCGGUGGUCUGGAGCGUGUACGCGCUGAACCGCGACCCGAUGCACUACGGCGAGGACUGGGCCGCGUUUCGCCCGGAGCGGUGGGCGGACGGCACGCAUUCGGCGUCGUCGGCGCCGUAUUUCAUGCCGUUUGGGUCCGGCCCGCGGGCAUGCAUCGGUCAGCAAAUGGCGCAGACGGAGAUUGCGUACGUGCUGGUGCGGCUGCUGCAGGCGUUUGAGACGCUGGAGAGCCGGGACGAGCGUCCGUUUCGCGAGGCCGAGGCCGUGUCAUUCUACAGUGGGAAUGGAACGUGGGUGGAAAUGUCAUAA